AUCAUCCUUUUGGUGUACUUACAAAUUUAAAAUAUAAUAUAAAUACACUAUUAUAAGUUUACCCGUUAUUGAAAUUUGAUUAUGGAAUCUUACUGCUAAUCAAUACAUAUAGUUCGUAUCUUUACAUAAAUAUUGGAUCAUGUCAACAUUCUCAAACUCAAAUAGGAGCACUUGUAAACAUUUUAUUAGUGUUCUCUGGACAGUUGCCGAAUUGCUAUCUACAAUCAAUGUAUAAAUUCUCAAAGCUUAAACUUCCGAGUUUCAUAUGUUAUUUUCAAAAAUUGUUAUACUUGUAAAAAGAACGUCCCUAAACGUUUGGUACAUAUAUAUAUAUACGCAUACAUAUGCACGCAUACUGCAUUGAGAGUAAUCACAGAAAAUAUGGCAGAGAAUGAGGCACAUAACAAACAACUUCCGCUUUUAUAUUACAACGAUUUUUUCCAUCCUAAUCUUUGUCAUGUUUGUAAGUCGGCAGGACAGAGCAAGCUCAGUCGUUGCAUGAAGUGCAAAAUGGUCUUUUACUGCAGCGAAAACCAUAGGCUGUUGGACGAAAUGGAACAUAAAGAAAUUUGCCAGGCAAUAGAAAAUGUUAUUGAGCAAAAAAACAUAUGGGACAGUCGUAACAUGAACCCGGAAGAAUGGGCUAUCUUUAGAUGGUCAAAUGUGAAUGCUUUGAAGAGUACACUGCAACGUAGAUUGAGGAGGAAUGAAACGGAAAUAUUCUUAAAUGCAAAAUCAUGUUUUAUUUGUCGCGAACAGCAUAAUAUAGACAUUUGUCACGUCUGCAAAUCUAUCAACAUGUGCUCUGAUCACAAAUCCCUUAGUAAAAGCCAUAAAUGUGCAAUGAGGGAACUUUUUCUUGAAAUAAAUAUCUUUACAGCCAAUAUGAAUAAGGAUCUACCAAUUCCGGAAAGGCUUCUUCAUUUGAAACCAACCACUAAUAAUAUGAAAUCAUUUAUUGAAGAAAGCUUAGAUUAUUCAGAGAGUACAAAUCGUUGGCCACUUAAAUUUUACAUAUAUAGUGAAAAUUUGUCAAAGCCGUUGACGCUGCUUUACGGGAUGAACGUUGCAAAUUUAUUACCACAUCUAUCGAUGCAUGAUACCUUUGUCAUUCAUAUUAUAGGUGAAAACUUCGAGUUCUGGAAAUCUUUAUCAGCUUGGGAAAUCAUGUUGCACGAACUUUCUCACAUCACAAACCUGAUAAUUAUCAUGAAAGAUCCAAGACUUUGGGAUAAUACUAUAAACAUACAGCUUUGUGAUAUUUGCACACGUAACCAGAAAACAUUAUUGUAUGAAUCUAUUGCUAAGGAGUAUCAUGAAUAUACAGAAAGAUCGAUUUAUGGGACUGCAGAUGUGAUUAUAGGAUAUGAUGUAGAAUUGCAGAAUAACCAGAUAACGAUGUUAAAUUUACAAGCAAUGCAGCGUGAACACUGCCCUGUACUUUUAACUUCUUCGUCAACAAUUAUGACGCAGUAUAACAUAAUUAAUAUAAGGAAUAUGUUAAAGUUCCACUUAGAACCAAUUUUUAAUAAUAUAAAUAAAUUCCCAUCUUAUAGACCAGUGAUGGAUUAUAAAAGAGAUACUGUUGUCUUUCCUCAUCAGUAUUUAAUUGUCUAUCAGGACCUAUAAGCAAACGAAAUCAAUAAUAUUAGAUAAUAAUUAUGUCGUUACUCUGGUGGUAUAACUAUAAAUAUGCAGGAUACAAUGCUUGAAUAAAUGGAUUUUUGAGAAUUUUCCGAUUUUUUAUUAUUUUAAAGCUGAUUUCGAAGACAUGUUUUGUUUAAUUUUAUUGCUCUCUCCUUGUUCUUUUUUUUAGUAUACUAAAAAAAAAGUAAAAAUGUACUAUGUAUUAAAGUACUAAAUGUACUAUGUAUUAAAGUACUAAAUAAAUAUACUUAAUGCAUUUUUAAUAUGUAUCAAUAAUAUAUAUUAUUAAUAGUAUAAGUAUUUUUAGAUGCAUGAGAUAAUACCGAGAGACAGAAUGAUAUGAUACUUCGUUCGUACAUGCAUUUUAUUAUCGACAGUAAUAUGUUUUUCAAGCUGAGGUUUUCCAACCUAAGCUAGUGGUAUUUCUUGCCUAAAUCGUUACUUUGGAAAGUUUACUGUUAAUUGUAUACUGUGAA
Molecule: messenger RNA, 2123 nt
Organism: Odontomachus brunneus
Lineage: Eukaryota; Metazoa; Arthropoda; Insecta; Hymenoptera; Formicidae
Exons: 1
Coding region: 382-1629 (415 amino acids)
Cellular component (GO): extrinsic component of mitochondrial inner membrane
Source: RefSeq, a predicted model, not a curated record